GACAUAACGCCAUGCCAGAUUUUGCUGGAAUUUGGAAAAUGAAGAGCAGUGAGAAUUUUGAUGAACUUCUGAAAGCUUUAGGUGUCAAUGCUAUGCUUAGGAAAGUGGCUGUAGCAGCAGCUUCUAAGCCCCAUGUUGAAAUCCGUCAAAAUGGGGACCAGUUCUAUAUCAAGACAUCCACCACUGUGAGGACCACAGAGAUCAAUUUCACAGUGGGAGAUGAAUUCUAUGAGGAAACUGUGGAUGGCAGGAAAUGUAAGAGCUUUCCUGUUUGGGACAAAGAAAAUAAGAUUUAUUGUAAGCAGACUCUCCUGGAUGGAGCAGGACCAAGGACAUAUUGGACUCGUGAACUUGUGGGAGAUGAGCUGAUACUGACAUUUGGAGCCGAUGACGUGGUCUGUACACGGAUAUAUGUGAGGGCAUAAUGUAUGAUCUCUUCUUCUCGAAAUGAUCUCUACAGUUGCGUGACCUGGAUUCCCAAAACCAUCAGCAAUGGUGUCUGUCAGUGACAUAGGGAUCAUCUUCCUGCCACACCAGUCACCUGUUGCAUUUUUUAAGACAAAAAGUUUUCAUUCUUCUGCAAAAUCAGACUGUGUUCUUAAAAAUGUCUGUUUUAAUUUAAAAAAAUGAAUUUCAGAGUUGUGAAACAACAAUUUAAUGAAAAGUUCUGAUUCCUGUAACAUGAAUGUUGCAUUCUAAAAUGGUGCUUAGUAUUUUUAUACACAAUGCGUAUGCCAUUAGUCAAGGCAAAAAGAAAGGCCAUAAAUAAUUGUACACCUAAAAUAUAUUUUAAUUUUCUUUAAAUUGUUUUUUUUCCUAGUUUCUAAAGGACCUGCAAGUUUGUUUGCACAGAGACCAAAAAUCAUAAAGGUUGUCAUGUAAAAUCCAUGCUUUCCCAUCCUGUCUGCUGUACAAUGUCUUAAGCCUACAUUUUGUUACCUUUGAAUAUGCUCAGUUUUAGAAUUAAUUAUAUUAAUCAGUAUACAUUUUUAUAAUCUUACUAACAUCAUCUUCUCUGAAUCUGCUGUCCUAAUUAAUAUUUGCAUUGUGCACCACAUAAGUGCCUUUUUAAAAGGGUUGCACAAAUCUGGCAAAGGAUAUAUUUUUGCCUCUAAAAAUAUAGCUAGAUGUGUACUGUACAUCAGAAUGCUUAGUCUUAGUUUAUUAUUAUAACCCUUCACUAAUAUAGCAUUGGCAUACUUUGAAACAAUUUAAGGGGCAGAUUUACUAAGGGUCGAAUUUCGAAGUUAAAAAAACUUCGAAAUUCGACCCUCUAAUUGA
Messenger RNA from Xenopus laevis (African clawed frog), 1281 nucleotides. It is a transcript of the gene crabp1.L, whose product is annotated as cellular retinoic acid-binding protein 1. NCBI's taxonomy places the organism in Eukaryota, Metazoa, Chordata, Amphibia, Anura, Pipidae. The transcript is spliced from 4 exons. The coding region runs from base 12 to 425 and encodes 137 amino acids. The record is from RefSeq and is a predicted model, not a curated record.